AUGGCUGGUCAAGAAACAGGAUACCCAUUACACCAAGCUUGCAUGAACAAUGAGCUUUCCAAAGUUCAAGAAAUAGUAGAGCACAUGACAAACCCAUCCGUCGAAAUAGUAGCUAAAGAUUCUGACAACAGAACUGCUUUACAUUGGGCAAUCUCAUUCCAAAAUGAAGAAAUAGUCACAUACUUACUUUCCCACAUGAAGGAUGCUGAUGUGGAUACUUUGAAAGAUGAUUCGCUAUGGACUCCAAUUCAUAUUGCAUCAUCUGUUGGUAAUUCAAACAUUCUAAAACAAUUAAUCGAGGGGAGGAAUGUGGAUUUGAAUUUGCAAACUGUGCAAGGAACUACUCCUAUACAUUUAGCUGUCUCUAAGAAACAUUUACAAAUCUGUAAGUUCUUGCUAGAGAAUGGUGCGAGUGUCAGAAUAAAGGAUAAACAAGGUCAAUUACCGUUACAUAGAGCUGCGUCAAUUGGAUCCAUGGGAUUAGUGGAAAUGUUAUGUAAAGAAGGGAGGAGUCCCGUUAACGUUAAGGAUAAACAAGGUUGGACUCCCUUAUUUCAUGCUUUGGCUGAGGGACACGGAGACGUGGCUGUUUUGUUAGUUAAUACUUUUAAUGCCGACUAUGAUUUGGAAGAUAAUAAUGGUAUUAAAGCCGUUGAUGUAUCUUUAAAUGAAAAUGUCAAGCAUUUCUUCAUAAAGCAUGUUCAUGAAUAA
Molecule: messenger RNA, 711 nt
Organism: Naumovozyma dairenensis CBS 421
Lineage: Eukaryota; Fungi; Ascomycota; Saccharomycetes; Saccharomycetales; Saccharomycetaceae
Gene: NAS6
Product: Nas6p
Exons: 1
Coding region: 1-711 (236 amino acids)
Molecular function (GO): protein binding
Source: RefSeq, a predicted model, not a curated record